Fusarium subglutinans is the source of this 2061-nucleotide messenger RNA. RefSeq names its product heterokaryon incompatibility het-6. The transcript has 8 exons. The coding region runs from base 1 to 2061 and encodes 686 amino acids. Gene Ontology annotation, biological process: DNA-templated transcription; positive regulation of transcription by RNA polymerase II. Gene Ontology annotation, molecular function: sequence-specific DNA binding; zinc ion binding. The record is from RefSeq and is a predicted model, not a curated record. NCBI's taxonomy places the organism in Eukaryota, Fungi, Ascomycota, Sordariomycetes, Hypocreales, Nectriaceae. Gene Ontology annotation, cellular component: nucleus.
AUGCCAGCUACACAGAAUGGCCAAUUCCGGAUUAUCAAGAAAUGUGCUAAAGCCUAUCUCCGUGCCUUGGAGAGGCGACAAGAUGGCCUUCCAUCGCCAGGGUCUCUUGGUGAUGGAAGUAGACCACGACCGAGACACUCUUCUGUUUCUGAUUAUGGUAUUUCCGGUGUCGUCACGCGGGGCGCAUCCAUCGUUGCAGAUGGAGACCUUACUCUCGGAACACCUCAAGAUCAUGCCGAGAACGACGAAACAAACGAGGCUGCCUCUCUAUCUGCCAACGAUGUCCUCGAGCCCGCAUUCCGACAAAACCCCCUCGUCGACAAUGACUAUGUCUUUGGCCAAGCUAUGGGGAGAUAUUGGUACAUGGGUCCCGCAUCAUCAUGGGCCUUCUGCCGAAGAGUUCUAGCCCUAGUAGGCAAGCAUCUCCCCGAAACAAAUAACGAGCCUCUACCCUGGCACCUCGACGGAGUAGCCUUCCGACUACAGUGGAGACCACUUAUGCCAGAUGAGCCACCAGAUAUCUCCAACCUCCCUCCGUCAGACUAUGCAUAUUUCCUCAUUCAGACUGCGAGGUUCUAUCUUGGUCCUUUGGCGAGUUUGAUAGACGAGGUCGAGUUUCUUCAGCACUUUAAAGAGCUUUAUCAAGAUGCUUCAGCUAAAGCGGCAUCGUGUAGGCUGUGGUAUGCGCAAUAUUUACUCAUGAUAGCGUUCGGCAAAGCUUUUCUUGGCGGGAGGAGUGCUGAUGGGAGUCCAGCGGGGUAUCAAUACGCUGCACGGGCGAUGCCACUGAUGCCCGAAUUGGCAGGCAUAGCUCUUGAUCCUGUUCUCUCCGCGCAAGCACUCACACUGGCUGCUAUCUACUUUCAGUCGAUUGACAUGCGAGUAGCAGCAUACCAACACAUCGGACAAGCUCUCCGUAUAUGUGUUCUGUCAGGAUUCCACAGACAUAUGCCGGAAGAAGCCGUUGGUGCUCAACACUCUAAGCGAUGCCACAUCAUAUUCUGGGUAGUCUAUAUGCUGGAUCAAGAGUUUGCUGCACUGAUAGGUGCAACAAGUGCGAUUCGAGACGAGGAUAUCACCAAUAAGCUACCUUCUCAGGCGGACAGCUCGUUGAGCUCACUCAGUCUGACCCUCCAUGUUCAGCUCGCUCGGUUAAUAGCCCGAUUACUGGGUACGGUAUACGGCGUUGGCAAAGAUUACGAUGGCACCCUGUUUAGUAACACGCAGUCUAUCCUACGCAACUUGGCUGAAUUAAAUCGCGACCUGAACAACAUCAUCAACAACCAUUUCCGAGACUCCAUCAGCAAAGCGUCACGAAUUGCAACAAGACUUCUGCUCCAGUAUCACCAUUGCGUUGUACUCACAACGAGACCGCAGAUAAUGUGCGCUUUGCAUAUGCACAUCGAACAGUCAAAGACGCAGCUUAUGACCAGUGGCCUAUCACUAUCUCCCCCGGUUGCAUCGCUUAUCCAGUCAUGCGUUAGCUCAGCGCAGGCAAUUUUGAAGACGCUUCGUGCCUUGGCAGAUGAGGAUCUCAUUGAGGCGUUUCUGCCUUUCCAAAUAGAGUAUGCCUCAUCGUCAGCGUUUCUUCUCCAUCUCAUCCCUAUAAUCUGCCCAUCUCUUCUUUCGGAUGAUUCAUGGCGUGAUGAUGUUCGUUACGUCUUUGACACUCUGAUUGCGAAAGGCAGUCUUAUCGCCCCUUUGCGCAAAGUAGAGCUUGAGCAGCUGGAACACAAAUUAUCUGCUCUGACACCGGCUAGUAAUAUCGCAACGCCAGAAGUACCCAGCCAGGUAGAAGAGCAUGUUAAUGUCCAGGAAGAGGAGACCAGGGAACAAGAGCUACAGGAACAUGUCUCUGAUGAGACAGGAUGGGACCUCUUUGCGGCUAAUGCCAUGGCAGGACUGACGCCGGGAGAGUUGUUGGACCUGGCAGAACAGCUCGAUGUAGAUAGCUUUCUAUACCAGCCCGAGAUGCCAAAGACCUUUUCAGGCCAUCUGAUAGGGUGCAGCGGUUGCAAGCCACAGGCUGACUCCAAGGCUCACAACCACGAGUUCAGCUGA